Molecule: messenger RNA, 959 nt
Organism: Wyeomyia smithii (pitcher-plant mosquito)
Lineage: Eukaryota; Metazoa; Arthropoda; Insecta; Diptera; Culicidae
Gene: crim
Exons: 3
Coding region: 112-603 (163 amino acids)
Biological process (GO): positive regulation of voltage-gated potassium channel activity; regulation of synaptic transmission, cholinergic; sleep
Source: RefSeq, a predicted model, not a curated record
AAAUUUAUUUCAUCGUUUGUUGGGUUGGGUCUGUUUACGUUCCACUAGUUGCACAUUAAAUGUAAUUUUUGUCCCUAAAAUUAUCGAUCAUUCCUUCCUGUGCUUCUUAAAAUGCAUCCCACAAAAGUGCUUUUACCACUGCUAGUUUUACUUAUUUCGUUGAAACAAGGUACGGCAAUCUGGUGCUACCGCUGUACUUCGGCCACACCCGGAUGCGGGGACAACUUCAACUGGCGCGGCAUCGGCUACCUGGGCGAUCCCUGUCCCGAAGAUGACGAUAUCUGCGUCAAAGUGGUUGAACGAAAAGGCACAACGGAAACCAUUACGCGGGAUUGCCUAAGUGCACUGCAAGCCUUUCGAACAGAUAUUCCAGCUGAUAAGUACGAAGGCUGUCGACCAGCCGCCAAGGACGAGCAGCUUGCUCACUAUGUGAACAAUUCGAUCAAACAACUGGACGUAAAGCGGGAUUACUAUACCAGUACCAGUUUUUGUUUCUGCUUCCUGGAUCAUCGGUGUAACGGAGCACUGCGGAGCGGCGCCACUGUCUGGUUGGCGGUGUCGCUUUUGCUGUUAGCCUUUUUCGUCCGCCGUUCGAUGGUGUGAUGAUUUGCAAGUCCGAUGUUCGUUAACUGUAAGGGAACUAUCCCUUAAAAUCUUCAACAUAAUCUCGUCCACUAUCUGCACUUCGUGCCAUGUUUAAGAUCAUUCAACUGCUAACGUCAUGAUAAAUUUGCACGACAGGUUUAGAUAGUAAAACCAGAAAUAUUCGCACACAUUUAUCCGUCCGCUUAGGUAUAGAAAUUUUAAAGGCAUUUUUUAAGAAUCAAACUUUCUUUAAGCUAUUGAUGCAAAAUUUCCGUCCAAUAACUCGUGAAUUAUACAAUAAGUAACGCAUCGAACAUUUAUUUUUGUAAAAAAUGGUAGAAAUAAAAACUGAAUGCAGACUUGCAUUAAACUAA